AUCCCUCUUUGGCUUGGUCUUGAUAUUUGUAAAUAUGUAUCUCACUGAGACUUUCAACGGAUUCGAUAUCUUGAAAGGAGAGGGAAGCAGUGCCCGGGACGACCGAGGAGCGGAGCCGGUUGUUUAUCGGCUGAAACCAAUGGCCGAGGGAUCGCCUGGGAUUGACUCACCGAGCAUCCACUCGCUUGUUUCCACUGCCACCUACUGCCACACACCCAUAGCCUUCCAGAAUGUGCCCACCCCUGAUCAGCAACCAUACAUAAUAGUCCCCUCCGCCAGGAAGUCUUAUCGACAUCCGAACUGCCACACAUCUCGAGUGGCAGGGGGCGUCUCCGGCACGAUGGCCGUCGAUGUGACGAUUGUGCCGGGAGGCGAAGUGGAGACAGAGCUAUGGAGACCUUCAAGCCUCCGGUGCUGA
Molecule: messenger RNA, 418 nt
Organism: Puccinia graminis f. sp. tritici CRL 75-36-700-3
Lineage: Eukaryota; Fungi; Basidiomycota; Pucciniomycetes; Pucciniales; Pucciniaceae
Exons: 2
Coding region: 35-418 (127 amino acids)
Source: RefSeq, a predicted model, not a curated record